AGAAAUCAGAAGGACUACUUAUUUAUCUUCUCACUUGAAAUUUAUUUCAAAACAUAAACUCAAAAUCAGCGUCUUGCUCUUCUUCGAUGUCUAUCUCACUUCAAUACAAGUCUGUGUUUAGACAUCCUCGCGACCCCCAUAAAUGCUGCCGCCAGCAAUUCACUGCGCGCAUCCAGUGCGCCGCCACUACUCGGCAAUCUCGUAAACGUGAUCAACAAGUAGUAGCUGCGGAAGAACUACAGUUACUUUCGUCAACUCCUCCGCUGGUGAUUCCUACAAUAACGCAGAAAAAGCCAAUGUUGGAUGACCCUGAUUUGCAAUCAACAUGGACUCAUCGCGCUUGGGUUGCAAGUGGAUCCAUUUCAAUCCUCAUUUCUUUACUGAAAUCGGCUAAUGCGGUGGACCCAAAUUUGUCACUGGAGCCGGUGUUUGCUGGUUUAAUUGGUUACCUGCUUGCUGAUCUGGGUUCGGGUGUCUAUCACUGGGCAAUCGACAACUACGGUGAUGCUACGACUCCUCUAGUUGGUGCACAAAUUGAAGCAUUCCAGGGACACCACAGAUUUCCAUGGACAAUAACUAGACGUGAAUUCGCCAACAAUCUCCAUGCACUAGCUCGUGUGAUAACGUUUACAGUUUUACCUAUCGGUCUCGUCAGUAAUGAGCCAGUAUUUAACGCGUUUGUGGGUAUGUUUGGCGGGUGUAUUAUGUUUAGCCAACAGUUUCAUGCAUGGGCUCAUGGAACUAAAAGUAAGCUUCCUGCGGUGGUCUUAGCAUUGCAAGAUUCAGGAGUACUAGUUUCUCGUGCAGAACAUGGUGCACAUCAUCAUGCCCCUUAUAACAACAACUAUUGUAUUGUCAGUGGUGCCUGGAACAAAAUUUUGGAUGAGAACAAUGUUUUUGAGGCACUAGAAAUGAUUCUGUAUUUUAGGCUUGGAGUUCGGCCAAGGUCAUGGAGUGAGCCAAAUUCCGAUUGGACUGAAGAAUCUCUUCCUAUGGGUCAAUGAUCACUAAAUUCUGUAAUCUCUUCAUAAUUAAGAGAGAUUCAUAUUCCUUGAUUUGUAAUAAGAUUUGUAUUAUAAUAGAUUAAUAGCAUAUAAUAUAGCGAUUAGUAAUUGUUGCGGAACAGAAAGAAAAUGAAAAUCACCAAAUUCAAAGAUUAGUGAUUCUUUCAUCUUUUUUUCUGCUCAGUAUUCUUUCUUUUGUUGCUUGAAUGAUGUCUGAUUUUUGCACACUGGCUUAUGUAAAAGUAGGAUGCGGCCAAUGCCUCCUGGCUUGACCACAGACUUUUCUCAUA
This is a messenger RNA of Papaver somniferum (opium poppy), 1294 nucleotides long. RefSeq names its product fatty acid desaturase 4, chloroplastic-like. The transcript has a single exon. The record is from RefSeq and is a predicted model, not a curated record. NCBI's taxonomy places the organism in Eukaryota, Viridiplantae, Streptophyta, Magnoliopsida, Ranunculales, Papaveraceae. The coding region runs from base 87 to 1004 and encodes 305 amino acids.